This is a messenger RNA of Dalotia coriaria, 672 nucleotides long. RefSeq lists its product as uncharacterized. Lineage: Eukaryota; Metazoa; Arthropoda; Insecta; Coleoptera; Staphylinidae. The annotation marks the transcript as partial. The record is from RefSeq and is a predicted model, not a curated record. The transcript is spliced from 2 exons.
AUGGCUGGAUCAUCAAGACAAUUACCUGAAGAAGCGAAAAAGCAAGUUCAAAACCAUAUUAAUAGUUUCCCUAAUUUUGAAUCCCAUUAUACCAGAUCUCAUAAUCCUAAUAAAAGAUAUCUACAUCCUGAUCUAACUAUCAGGAAAAUGUUUAAUUUAUACGAACUUCACCGCGAGGAAAAUGGAAUAAAAGCCGUUAAUGAGUGGACUUAUAGGAAAAUAUUUAAAAAAGAUUUUGAUUUACAUUUCCACCAACCGCUCAAAGAUACAUGCCAAAAAUGCGACUUAUUAAACAUUAAAAUUAAAGCAUCGAAUAAUGAAGAAGAAAAGAAUAAACUCACCGAAGAACACGAUGUCCAUUUAAGACUAGCAGAAUCAGCUAGAAAUUCACUAAAACAAGCUCAGGAACUAGUAUCACUUUGGGAUGAAACUAUUGCAUCCAGAGGUGCUCAAGAAGUUGUUUCAUGCAUCUUAAAACAUAUUAAAAAAUUAAGAAGUGAAAAACACAUCAUAGCUUACAGUGACAUGUGCACCGGGCAAAAUAGAAACAUUAAAGUAGCUUUAAUGUGGUUGAAAAUUGUUCAAGCUUUGACUAAUAAUGUAGAAAUUAUUGAUCAUAAAUUUUUAAUAUCGGGACAUUCAUUUUUACCAAAUGAUAGAGAUUUUGCCGUG